AUGUUGGGGCCACAUCUGCCGAAAAGAGUGCGAUUUGAUGAUCCAAACUUCGAAGAAACGGUUCAGACAUGGUAUGAAGAAGCAGAGAGUGAUCUGAGUGAAGUGGAAUCAGAUUGCAACAAAAAUUUUGACAUCAGCAAUGAUGAAGCUCCUGAUGAAAUUGAUGACCAGACAUACAUCGAAGGGGUGCCAUGCAAAAUGGAAGUGGAUACCGGCUCAUCAAUCACAAUUAUGUCCUGGGACACCCUCGUGAGAGACUUGCCAGCCAUCGCGAAGCGCCAGCUACAAACCCAGAAGCUGCAAGUGCAAGACUACCAAGGAAAUCGAAUCCCUGUUCGAGGGGUAACGUCAGUCCAAGUCAAAUAUGGACAGUUCAAGAAAACCCUGCCAAUCACCAUAGUAGAUGGAACCUUACCGAAUUUGCUAGGACUGGACUGGUUCCGAGCUUUGGGCAUGGGAGUGACCGGGGUCUUCAGAAAUGAAGUCGACCUCAAGGGUGAACUACUGAAGGAGUUCGAGGACGUUUUCAAAGAUUGCCUGGGCAAGUACGAGGGGACCCCUAUUUCUUUCAAUCUAGACCCACAAGUUGCCCCGAUCAGGUUAAAGGCUAGGAGGGUUCCAUUCGCCCUAAAGCCCAAGAUUGACCGGGAAUUGGACAAACUAGUAAGCCAGGGAAUACUAGUGCCAGUUGACCAUGCAAAAUGGGAGACACCUAUAGUCACCCCAGUCAAAACGGACGGAUCGGUCCGGAUUUGCGCUGACUACAAGGCAACGCUCAACAAAGCAUUGCAGAAGAGUGCAUACCCCGUCCCAGUAGUGCAACACUUGCUGCGCUCGUUAGGACAAGGGCAGGUUUUCGCCAAACUCGAUUUGGCUCAAGCCUAUCAGCAGUUGCCCGUAGAUAGCAGCACAGCCGAGGCGCAGACAAUUGUCACACACCGGGGUGCUUUUAAAUGCACCCGGCUACAGUUCGGAGUUAGUGUGGCUCCGGGGUUAUUUCAGAACCUAAUGGAGCGGCUAUUGCAGGGUCUACCCGGGGUGGUACCAUAUUUUGACGAUGUAUUGGUAUCAGCUGAAAAUUUAGAGGAACUGGGGGUAAGACUAAGGAAGGUUUUGGGCAUUUUCAGGUCUGCCGGGCUUAAAGUUAAGCUGAACAAAUGCCAAAUCGGGGUAGGAUCCGUAGAAUUCCUGGGCUACCGAAUAGACAGGGAAGGGAUUCACCCCACUGAGAGCAAGGUACGGGCCAUCAGGAAGGCCCCUGCUCCCAAAAAUAAAACGGAGUUACAGGCGUUCUUAGGUCUUGUCAACUUCUAUGCGGUAUUCUUAAAGAACAAGGCAACAAUAGCCGAACCGCUACACAAAUUACUAGCAAAGAAAACUGUGUGGUCCUGGGGGAAAGUGGAAACUAAGGCAUUUGAAGGGGUAAAAAACCUUUUGUCCAGUGAUAGCCUCCUUAUUCAAUACAAUGGUACGUUGCCAUUGGUAUUAGUCUGUGAUGCAUCUCCCUACGGGGUGGGGGCUGUGCUCAGCCAUAGGUUACCGAAUGGAACAGAAGCCCCUAUAGCGUAUUACUCCCGAACAAUGUCCUCGGCCGAAAGGAAUUACAGCCAGCUGGAUAGGGAGGCAUUGGCUAUAGUCUCAGGGAUAAAGAAAUUUCACGAAUACGUAUUCGGACGAGAUUUCGAGAUAGUAACGGACCAUAGACCCCUACUGGGACUCUUACCGGGCGACCGCCCAACACCCGUUGCACUGUCACCCAGGCUGACCCGAUGGACUAUCUUCCUGGCGGCAUAUUCUUACAGAUUGCUCCACCGCCCUGGAAAAGAACUGGGGCAUGCGGACGCAAGGGGAUGGCCCGCUGCGCCGGGCGAGCGUUUCAAAGACUUUGCAAAAAAACGAGAGGAACUAUCGGUUCAAGGGGGGUGUCUGUUAUGGGGGGAUAGGGUGGUUGUCCCGGAAAAAUUACGAAAAAAUGUAUUGGAACUUUUGCAUGUGGGCCACCCGGGGAUCGUGAGAAUGAAGAGUUUAGCGAGGAGUUAUGUGUGGUGGCCCUUGAUGGACAAGGAAAUUAGCGACAGGGUAGGGAAAUGCCAAUCCUGCCAAGAAUCAAGGCCACUACCCCCUACGGCCCCAAUUAGAGAAUGGAAGAAACCCCAGGGGCCAUGGUCUAGGAUUCACAUAGAUUUUGCCGGGCCAUUCCAUGGGCAAACCUUUUUAAUUGUAGUAGAUGCCUACUCAAAAUGGUUAGAAAUCAUCCUCAUGAGAACCACGACGGCAGAGGCAGUUAUCUCAGUCUUGAGGCACCUAUUUGUAACCCAUGGUUUGCCCGACACCCUAGUUUCCGACAAUGGCCCGCAAUUCACGGCAACCCAGUUUGAGGGGUACUUGGCGGAGGAGGGCAUCAGACAUGUCCUCUCGGCGCCUUUCCACCCGGCGACG
Ahaetulla prasina is the source of this 2439-nucleotide messenger RNA. RefSeq lists its product as uncharacterized. Gene Ontology annotation, molecular function: nucleic acid binding. The transcript has 3 exons. Gene Ontology annotation, biological process: DNA integration. The record is from RefSeq and is a predicted model, not a curated record. NCBI's taxonomy places the organism in Eukaryota, Metazoa, Chordata, Lepidosauria, Squamata, Colubridae. The annotation marks the transcript as partial.